Drosophila hydei is the source of this 3485-nucleotide messenger RNA. It is a transcript of the gene tamo, whose product is annotated as protein tamozhennic. NCBI's taxonomy places the organism in Eukaryota, Metazoa, Arthropoda, Insecta, Diptera, Drosophilidae. The record is from RefSeq and is a predicted model, not a curated record. The transcript has 5 exons. Gene Ontology annotation, cellular component: cytoplasm. The coding region runs from base 507 to 2975 and encodes 822 amino acids.
AGCAAUCAAGUUUAGUUUGCUGUGAAAAUGACACGAACACAACGCAGCGCAUAAUAAUAAUAAUAAUACAAAAUAUAUAUCUGUUACUAAGUGCAAACCAAAACUAAUGGAAAACGCGACAAUUCAUAUUUGCACGCAUUAAUUGCUGAAGUGAAUAAGCGAGUAAUGGUCAUUACUAGUCAAACGCUAUCGAUAAGUGGGCAGCUGGUGUUAAAACAAUAACAACAAGCGGAAGCAUUCCUCCGCUCAUUCGCUGUUCGCGUUUUGCACGUCGUUUUGCUUUGCUUUGCUUUGCUACUCUCGUGUGCUAAAAAUAGACGUUUAACCACCCACACCAAAAAACACACUUAAUUCGGCAACCUUAGUGGAUAUUGUGAGUUUAACUUUAACAGCGAAGCAGAUGAUGCCCAAAAUUAUUAAAAAAGGCAACAAAAAUUGCAAUAACAACAGUGAUGAGGAAUUUCUGAGCAUCCGUUGCAUUGAAUGAGUGUCCUUGGCGUUGCUGCAUGUCACGCCACGCCACAAUGUCAGAUUUUGUACCCUGCGAUUUAUGGGACGAGAUACUGACACGCCACUGGACGUUUCUUGAAACCGAGGAAAGCCCACAGAAAUUGGAGGAGCGAAAAAAGGUUGAGGCUUGCCUAAAGGAGUUUCUUUGCGUGGUGCCGCAUGAUCGCAAAUUCUUUUUGCCGGAAACGGGGCAUGUGCUGCGUAGAACUGUUUGUGAGCUAAAUGAAUUCACGGCACAGAAGGCGAUUGUUGGCUUCGAGGCCAUCAGUCAAUAUGCAAACAAUUUGUUCACCAAGCGCUGGCGCAAGGAAUUUCGCACGCUCAAAACCUACUCCGGUUCGUAUCAGCAUGAAGUGGACUCGAAUUUGAUCGAUGCUGAACGGUUGUUUCUGGCCAUGGGUUAUCGUCGUAUUGCCGAGGACACAUUUGUGCUGGAGGGACCCAUUUGUCCCGAUCAGGUGACAAAUGUCAGUCGCGAUGCAAUGGCCGCCUAUGUGGAGUGCCAAAUAAUGAAACACAUUUAUGCGGGAUUGAGUGCCGAGGGUUUCAGCUGCACCUGGCAGGAUAUAUUCCACUACCGGGAACGACACGUGGGCGGCGCAUCACAAACCAUUAAGGAAAUGGCUUAUAGACUGCUUGAGAAGCGGCUGCGCAAAGAGCAGCAACAGCAUCAGCAAUUGCAGCUCCAGCAACAGCAGCAACAACUUAACACGGAGAAUACCUACAGCAAUAUAGCACCUACACGCUGCGACAGUUGCUCAGUGGAAAAGCUGACUGCACCGCCCGCUUCCUGUGCGUUGCAUGGACCUAGCAAUAGCAAUCCGAAUAGCUGUGCGUUGCAUGCGCCCAUCCAUCAAUCAAUCCCGCCCACGAAUCUCAAUUAUAUGUAUCAGCAGCCGCAGGGCGCAUUGAUGACGCAUUCGCGCAGUUUGGAACAUUAUCAGGAGCCACAUGCUACGUUACCGCAUCGCCACUCAUUUGAUCAGCAUCCCAAAGACUGCGCUGCAUUGCAUCCACAACACGGACAUUUGUAUGAGACGCCAUACGACUGUUUGGAUGGGCUUAGUUUGGGUAGCAGCGCUUCAUAUGCAGCUGUCGCUGGCGCUUAUAAUGCGCCAGGCAAUCGCUAUCCGCUGCCCUACAACAUCUCCAGUCAGUUAAAUUCACCCUAUGCAGCGCCCCUAGAUAGCUAUGUCAAUGCGGAGCCGAGCAAUGUGAAUAUGUAUGCCAGCAUAGCCAGCAAGCCAAUGGCAACGGUGCCCCAUACCUGUGGCUACCAUGUUGCACCGCCAAGACAUCAGCCAAACACUGCUGCUACUUUAGCGGCCAUGCAGCAUAGACAGAGCACAUAUCCGCAGGAUCAUCUAAUUGACUUUGAUGAACGGGCGCAGCUGAUGCAGCAUGACUUUAAUGAUCCGCGGCUCUACGAACGAAGAGGGCAGCGUGCACAGACGGCCAAGCAUGGCAUAAUGAGUAGCACUAUGUAUGCCCAGCCGCGGGAUGCUAUGACUAUGGGAUAUGCUGGUGGCUAUGAGGUACCUCCUAUGCUGCCAACCACGUUGCCCCAGCCAACGCCGCAAGACAUGUAUGUGUAUGCACAGCCCGUGCCCAAGAGUAGUCGGAUGCGCAAUCAGGUGGAGUCGGUCGACAAACCUACGGACAGACAUCGGGAGCCAAUGAUGAAUUCACUGGACAAUAAUCGCAAAACGAUGCACAAGGAAUUGAGGGAUCGCAUGAGUCUGACCGCCGGCGCAGCAGAUGGACGGCAGCAUAUGCGGGAGCGUGAUCUGCAAAUCUCCGAUGGCACCACUAGUUACGAAUCGCCCAGCAUGGAUGACUUUACGGUUCUCAGCACCGCAUCAUCGCCGCCGUUGAUGCCUAAAGUGCAAGAGGGCGUUGGCAGUUUCGAGUCAUGGAAUUAUGUGUUCAAGAACCUUGAACGCUCUGGCUACUCCAAAGAUUUAGGUGAUCGUGAGGAUUUGCUUGUGCAGAGCUUGGAUUUGGAUUCGCUCACCUUGGCCAAUGGUGGUGCAGGUGGAUCUGCCGAUAAGCGGCGCAGCACUGAGACUCACACUCAGGCCCCUGCCGGGGCUGUGGAGAAAUCACGCACGCUGGAAAAGAAGCGUGAGCCUCGUGCCGUCCAAGCGGCAGCACCUACGCCCGCGCUGAACAGCAGCACCCCAGGGGUAAAGAAAAUAAAAUCUGCUUUAAAGACAGCCACCAUAGACAGCCGGCCAGGUGGAGGCACGCGGAGUGGAAGGAACAGUGCAACAGGCGCUGUGGCCAAGCAUCCGCCGCCUGUAUCCACUCAGGUGAUUGUGACUAGUCCCAAUGAAUGGAGCUGUCGCGUAUGCACGUUCCUGAAUCCUGAUACCAAACGCAUCUGCGAGAUGUGCUGUCACAGCAAGGAUUUCAAUCUGGAAGCGGCUGCAAACGUGUCUCAUGCAUCCUCGACCUGUGUCUAAGUUAUGCAACAAUAUGAAUAUGUUUAUAUAUAUAUGUAUUUCCGAUAUAUACAUAUGUAUGAAAGCUGUACACCACGCAAGUGAUAUAUGGAAAGAGUUUUGGAUAUAUACAACUACAUACAGAACUUAUAUAUUUUUUAUACGAAAUUCAUUGCAAAACUGCGUGCAUGUUUAUAGGAAGUUCUCUAGUCUUAUAGCAACUACGUUUUCAAUCACAAUCCCUAGCAUUUUGUAUAUAUACAUGCAUACGAACUAAAUACAUUACACAUAUGUUAUCUAUAAAUAAGUAAUAUUAUGAAUAUUAUUAUUAUCGAUUACAAUUUUAAGUUCUCGAUUAGACUUGUGUACACAUGCUUUAAUUAGAUUGUAGAUUUGUUUCCAUUUGUUGUGGGCGUCGCGGUUUUUGUUGCAAAUGAUGUGCCUACACCUGGUAUAAGACGUAUGUAUGUGUGUGAGAGAGUGUAUUUAACGCUAAGUAUAAGUAGUUACUGUAUUGUAUAGGUGUGAAUG